Molecule: messenger RNA, 1538 nt
Organism: Cuscuta epithymum
Lineage: Eukaryota; Viridiplantae; Streptophyta; Magnoliopsida; Solanales; Convolvulaceae
Source: the annotation of a GenBank genome assembly
AAAGCAUUUGAACAACCGAAGCAGGCACGCAGUACACAGCGACGAACUCACGACGCUCGAAGGCCGCCGUCCUCCCGACCGGCGCCCGACCCUGACCCUUCUCAGUGGACUGUGGAUUAGACCUGGCGACAUGCGGUUCUGAUUCCUUCCCUUUGACCCCUACCCUUCCCCUUGCCGACUGCCGUUCCUCGGUUCUUGGACUCCUGGCAUGGAAGUUGCACACUGCUAUCUUGAUGGCAAUGCAGAUGCUGUAGAGUUCUGCCCACAAGAGUCUUUUCAACAUGUCUUAGCAGCCUCCACGUACACACUGCAAGAGGGAGAUCAUCCGAGUCGUUCCGGUAGUAUAAGCCUCUUUGAUGUCAAUGUUGAAGAGGGUCGUCUCGAUUUGAUGCACCGAGCAGAAAGAACAGGCAUUUUUGACAUAAGAUGGAGUCCUGAUGGCGGAAAUUUGAGCCCUUUGCUUGCCCAAGCUGAUGCUGAUGGUUUUGUCCGAGUGCACCAGCUUGAAUGUUCAUCUGUUGGAUCAGAGGUCCAAGGGAAUUAUUUGGAAGAGAUCGCUCAUGAUCAUGUUAGUUCUUCCAUGUGCUUAAAUGUAGAUUGGAACCCUUUAGCCACAUCCAUCACUGUCGGCCUAUCAGACGGUUCAAUCUCAAUACUUUCACUCCAUGAGUCUCAACUAAAAACCCAAGGAUGGACAGCACAUGAUUUUGAGGUUUGGACUACCUCCUUUGACAUUCAUCAACCACAACUUGUGUACUCUGGCUCAGAUGACUGCAAAUUCUGUUGCUGGGAUUUGCGACACGAUACAUCUAAGUCUCCAAUUUUCAAGAACACAAAAACCCACACAAUGGGCGUCUGUUGCAUCACAAAGAACCCAAAUGAUCCCAAUGCCUUAUUCACAGGUAGCUACGAUGAACAUCUCAGGAUAUGGGAUGUUAGAUCAAUGUCGAGGCCUGUAAGUGAGCGAUCAAUCUCCUUGGGCGGUGGAGUGUGGAGAAUCAAGUUUCAUCCCACUAUACCUGACUUAGUUUUGACAGCAUGUAUGCACAAUGGGUUUAGAGUUGUUGAUGUAAAAGGAGAUGAACCUAAAGUAGUUGAAACAUACAAAGAACAUGCAUCGCUUGCGUACGGAGCAGAUUGGCAAAAGGGAUCUUUUUGCAUAGAGAGGAAAAAUACGAAUGCAGUAGCGGCCACAUGCUCAUUCUAUGACCGGCUCCUUCGUAUAUGGAAGCCGAAGGCUGAAGCUUUUUAAUGUUGAACCCUCAAAAUCAAACAUGUUCAAUAUAGGCACUUAUUUUCAGCAUUUACUAGGACCAAGAUUGUGCUUCUCGUGGUUAUAAAAGAAUUCCAAGUGUAAGUGUGAUUUUUUGUCCAUUACGUGUGUUCUAUUUAUUGUGAUCCUGUCCUGAUUAUAAGCACCAUAGGCCCACUAGAUUCAGGGCGUAUACUUUCUUAUGUGGAUCAGUGGAUAUUCUACAUGGUGCAUGAGAAGAAUGAUGAAUUUCACACCACACAAUUUUAUAAACAUUGAAGACAGA